AUGGCUGCAGACGCUGUCUUCCGAGCUGCUGAUCUUAAUGGUGAUGGACGUAUUGAUCUCGGUGAAUUCCGUAACCUCGUAGGUCACAAUCUUGGUGGUGUUUCUUCAUGGGACGCAUCAUCAGGUAGUCUUGGAUGGGGUGCUGGUUAUAGUGGUGCUUAUGGUGCUGGCUAUGGUGGUGCUUAUGGUGCUGGUUGGGGCGCCGGUUGGAGUGGUGAUGCUGCUUAUCUUGGUGGUGCUUCUUAUGGUGGUGCUUAUGAUGCAUCAUUAGUUGGUGGUGGUCUCAGUGGUUAUGAAUCAUAUGCAGGCAGUGCUGGACUUGUUGGUGAUGCUUCUCUCUAUCUUGGUGGAGCAGCUGUAGAUGCAGGAUCACUCGCAGUUAGUCAAGUACAGUAUGCUUCUGAUGCUCAAGGUCUCUAUCAAGAUCCAAAUCCAACUAUCAUCCGUCGUGCAGCUCCUGGUGGUGUACACACAUAUACACAAAAUGUUCAACUUCGAUACCUUCAACCUCCACCACUUCCACCCCCAGGCCCACUCAUCAUCAGAGAAGUGCGCCCACAUCAACCACCUGUUCCACCACCACUUCACCUUCGUCAAGUGGCUCCACCUCUUCCUCGACCACCUCCACUUGUUCUCCGUGAACACCCACCAGCAGCACCAGCUCCGAUCCCAUCUCAAACAGUCAUUCGUCGUUUGCCCGGCAUACCAGUUCCACCACGAUCGGUCGUCGUCGAACGUGUUCCACCUGCUCCACCACGACCACGUGACAUCUUCAUCGAACGUUGGCUCCCAUAUGGACCUCGAGCACCACGCCGUACCCUUGUUCAACGUGCUCCUCUUCCAGCACCAUACCCAGCUCCAAAAAAUGUCAUCAUCCAAUACGAACAAAACCCAGCUCGUGUUCUCCGUCAAGUCAACCGUCUUGGUGUUGCUCAAGCUAACCCAUCUGCUUAUGUUCAAACAUAUGGUGCUAGCCUACUUGAUUCUGCUUCACUCGUUUCAACCGCUCGCUCUGCUGGUGUUCUUGAAGAUAUCUCAGCUUCUGGUUAUGUAGGUUAUGGUCUUGCUGCAUAUGGCCAUGGAUUAUUGGGUGGUGGAGUUAUUGAUAGUGGUCUUGCUCUUGGUGGUGCUUAUGGUUAUAGUGGUUAUGGUGGUUUGGGUUAUGCUGGUAGUUUGGGUUAUGGUGGUAGUUUGGGUUAUGGUGGUAGUUUGGGUUAUGGUGGUAGUUUAGGUUAUGGCGGUAGUUUAGGUUAUGGUGCUGGUUAUGGUACUGGUUAUGGUGCUGGUUAUGGUGCUGGUUAUGGUUGGGGUGGAUCAUGGGGAACAGGCUGCUCUUCUUGCUACUGA
Messenger RNA from Rotaria sordida, 1347 nucleotides. NCBI's taxonomy places the organism in Eukaryota, Metazoa, Rotifera, Eurotatoria, Philodinida, Philodinidae. The record is from the annotation of a GenBank genome assembly.